AUGGCGGGCCAAAAUCAAGAUAUAAAUCUUUCUACCGUUGAUGGUUCUCAAAAAAAUGAAAAUCCUCAAAAUACACAAUUGUAUCCUCCUCAAAGUGCUCAGGACACACAGCAGCAUCCUCAGGAGCCUCAAGAUACACAUAUUGGUAGUGGUAUUGCGAAUACUUAUGAUCCAAAUUAUAAUCAAGGUGCAAAUGUAUAUAAUCCUAACUACAAUCCAUUUCAAAAUCAAAAUUUUAACACUUACGAUUCAACAAAUCCAUAUGCAAAUGCUUACAGUAGUAGUACUGAUGCUGGAAUGAAUGCUUAUACUACUGCUACUGAAUCGAAUGCUUACAGUAGUGCUGGUGAUAAUGAGAAUAAAAAUAGUAGCACUACAACACACUCUGAAACUGUUGUUGAAAAAAAAGAAAAUUCAGAUGAUAACAAUGUAUCAGUAGGUCUUGCGGCUGCUGUGAAUCCUGGUGUUGAGUCAUCUGAUCCUUCAAAGUUGAACCCCACUGAAGAACCUAAAAAGAAACAUAUACCUA
Molecule: messenger RNA, 529 nt
Organism: Racocetra fulgida
Lineage: Eukaryota; Fungi; Glomeromycota; Glomeromycetes; Diversisporales; Gigasporaceae
Source: the annotation of a GenBank genome assembly